This is a messenger RNA of Anopheles gambiae (African malaria mosquito), 883 nucleotides long. Its product is annotated as chymotrypsin-2-like. The transcript has 4 exons. Lineage: Eukaryota; Metazoa; Arthropoda; Insecta; Diptera; Culicidae. Gene Ontology annotation, molecular function: serine-type endopeptidase activity. The coding region runs from base 1 to 819 and encodes 272 amino acids. The record is from RefSeq and is a predicted model, not a curated record. Gene Ontology annotation, biological process: proteolysis.
AUGGUAGUUCAUAUCAUUUUCGCUAUUCUACUUGCAUGCGUUAGCAGAGGUAGUGCAAGUCCAAUAGAUCAUCCGAUAUCUCCCUUCGCUGCUAACUACAUUGUCGAUGGAUCGGAUGCAGAGGAGAAUGCGGCACCGUAUCAGGUUUCACUGCAGAUUGAUGGUAACAGCACAUGCAGUGGAUCGAUAGUCGGUGAUCGAUGGAUAUUGACAGCAGAGCACUGUGUGCCAUUGUUACAAUUUUUCUCCGAACGAUCUAACAACACUCGUGUUGUAGCAGGCACAAAUGAUUUGAAAAAGGGCGGCACACCGUAUUUUAUAGAUCGCUUUUUUAACUACGACAAUUGCUCAACAAUGCUAGUGCAUAAAAUUAUGUUUAAUUUUCCGCCUAAUGAUAUCGCGUUAAUACGUUUAACAACGCCGUUGAAAUUCAACGAGCGGGUAAAAAAGAUUGAGUUCACGGCAGAAACUGUGCCGGAAAAUGCUACACUUACACUGACAGGAUGGGGAGAGAUGAGAAAUGGGACGAUACCUACUAAGCUGCAAACCAUCAAUGCGCCCUCCAUAGGGAUUGAUCGUUGUCGGGCUAUUUAUAAUGAAAUCUUGGUGAAUAACGGCACAAUUUGUAGUCUAUCAAAACGGGGCGAAGGAGCAUGCAUGGGCGAUUCUGGUGGCCCUGUGACAUGGAAAGGAAAACUGGUCGGUAUAUUCAAAGCAGUACACAAAAAAGGGUGCGGUGAGGGAUUUCCAGAUGUCCACACAAAUGUUGCCUACUACUACGAAUGGAUAAAGGAUACUAUUGCCAACAAUAGCGUUUAAAAAUAGGAAUUGAACCGAUCAGAAGCAAGGUUUUAAAUAUAUUUAAAAAUGUGAUGAAGCAUAA